AUGAUUAAUCUAUCUAUCUAUCUAUCUAUCUAUCUAUCUAUCUAUCUUAGUAGCAGUGAUAAUAUUAUCAUCUACAUAAUAUCUUUAACUUUUCUUUCUUUCUCUUUCUUUCUUUCUUUCUUUCUCCUCCUCCUCUUCUUCUUCUUCUUCUUCUUCUUCUUAUUAUUAUUAUUAUUAUUAUUAUUAUUAUUAUUGUACUUCCUGUUUCCUUCAUUGUGGAUAUAUACGCCCUGGGAGUUUUUCUUUCGUCCUUCCUUUCUUUCAUUCAUUUAUUCAUCCAUUCUUUUUUUUUUUCUUUCGUUCUUUCUUUCUUUCAUUCAUUCAUUCCUUCAUUCAUUCUUUGUUCCUUUUUUUUUUCUUCCGUUAUUUCUUUCAUUCAUUCUUUCUUUUUUCUUUCGUUCUUUCUUUCUUUCCUUCUUUCUUUUUUCUUUCAUUCAUCCUUUCUUCCUUUCUUCCAUUCAUUUAUUCAUUCAUUCUUUCUUUUUCUUUCGUUCUAUCAUUCAUUCAUUCAUUCUUUCUUUCUUUCUUUCUUUCUUUUUCUUUCGUUCUCUCUUUCCUUCCUUCAUUAUUUCUUUCUUCCUUUCUUUCAUUCAUUUAUUCAUUCAUUCUUUCUUUUUCUUUCUUUCAUUCAUUCAUUUAUUCAUUCAUUCUUUCUUUUUCUUUCUUUCAUUCUUUCUUUGUUUUUGCUCCUAA
Molecule: messenger RNA, 693 nt
Organism: Acanthosepion pharaonis
Lineage: Eukaryota; Metazoa; Mollusca; Cephalopoda; Sepiida; Sepiidae
Source: the annotation of a GenBank genome assembly